ACUAAAGCCUCUCUGCCCACUGACUGACUGACUGUAAACUGUGUAGGACAAGUUCCUGCUGACUGGUUUAAAUAAUCGAAUGAUGAACUGACUGAAAGGAGGAUGACUAAUAUCUGAGAUCAUCAUAUUAAAUCAGCACACGGAUCAUCUGGAUGGAAACAAAAUAAACCUGCAGAAUUAAAACCAGAACCAUCAGAACAAAAGGAUUCAACACCAGUAGCUCCGGGAGGACAAAACCGAUUCCAGGUCAGAUUGCUUCAGGAAAUCAUAACAAAAUCUCUCUAAUUUUUGUUUUGUUUAUGUUUCUUUUGUUGGAAAAAACGGUGCCAGCAAAUACUAAAGAGAUCUGAUGCAACCACAGUGAGGUUUUCUGUUUUUACUGAGGGUCCAGGUCCUUCUGGCGGGUUUUGGGGGCCUGUAGGUCAUUAAAAGCCACAGUGUGUCGUCCUCAGUCAUACAGAUGUGUUUGAAUGAGAAAUUCAGGUUGAGUUUACACACAUCAUUUGUGUAUCCAACAGCCUGAUUUCAACAGACCAUCAAGUUGCAACAAAAAGCCGACUUGAUGUUCACUGGACAGCUGUGUUUAUUGACCGAAACAGCGUUUAGACUCGCUGACAGACACUGCGGGCUCUGUUUUAUUCACUUUUAUUCUCCCAAAAAUUUAUCUGCCUCUAAUGAGUUUGUUUGUCUGACUAAAUCCACAUUAUUCAGGAUUUUCUGCACAGCUCUGUCACGCAUUAAGAAGUCUUUGCAUGUGGUUGUUUGUGUUAGUGAAGCAGAGUGACUAUGGACCAGAGGAACUCCUUUUCAUAAGCAGAGGCCACGCCCACCAUGGAGGAGAUGGAAAUCAGAGAAGAAGGCAGCAAAGGUAAGAAGACGAGGAUUCCAGGGUCUCCCUGACAUCUUUUGAGAGAUUGGAUUUCAUUGAACAUAGAGGUCUCCCAAAGGCCCUGAUCAGGACUAAGUGAUCUGAGGUUUUGGCAUGUGCAUAUGUCUCCAGCUUUUCUCAUCAAGAUAACACAAAACUUGCCCUCAGAGCAGAAACACAACAGCCUGUUACAAGAAUACAUUGCUCCAGUUUUAGGUUGUGGAUUAGCUCCGCAUGAGAGAAAAUAUGACAGAUUGUAAACAUCCAAAGUUCCAUUAUAAACACAUUUUUUCUUAGCAUCAUCUUGUUGACAAAAACAAAUUAAAUUCAUCUGAAUGUUUGUCAUCAGUGAUGUAUUUUAGCUUGUAUUUAAACACACAGAAAAGCUAAACUCUGUGCAGGCGGUGUUUGUGUGUCACAUGACUGCAGAAUGUUUUUUUAAUGUUUUUAUGCUAAUGUGGACUUGUCUGCAACACAGUAGUGAAGUAACUCAAAUAACAUUGUUCACACUCGUACAGACUUCUUAAAGCUGCUGUGAGGAAUUUUUGGUUUGUGUUGACACUGGCGCCCCCUGUGGACAAAGUGAUAUGUUUUAUUUCUUACAUGUGAAAGUGGUGUUUACAGACAAAAACCUCAUUCUUCUGUCUUUAAGAGUGAAACAUACCUCACUCACCGUGAGUCGUUACUUUAAAAAAAGUGUAAAUGGGUCGUUUUGUGGUUUGGUAUCAGUCAUCUGGUCUGACUCCUACCCCCCAUGAAGGUCAUAAAGAGGCAUUAGUAUCAGUUUGAGUGUCUUUCUCCCCACACUGCCUUUAACUCACAGGACCAGAGGGUCCAACUAAAGUGUAAGCAUGUUCUGAGUAUAGACUCAAGAAUCAUGUUAGUCUCAGUCACAUCAUCUUCAUCAAGAACUGUUGAUUUUGCAAAUACAGGGACUAUUGGACUUUGUGUCACAAAAGUCACCGCAUAAACAUAUUCAAACGAUAUAUAUCAUUUUAUCUUUGUUUUGUGUGUUGCUUGUGUUGUGAUCUGUUGCUUUUCUGGACUUCUGUUUCAGACCAAAUUACUGUUUGGGGCAGGAAAAGAUUUUUUUAACCUUCUAAUCCAAUUAAAAGCUCAUUGGUGUCUAGAGAGGCAAAAGUUGGCGGUCGCCAUAUUGGAGAAGCUGACUAAAACUAACUUUUUGGGGCAGAGGUAGGCCAUGAGCCAACUGCAACAGCUACAGCUAAACACGCACACAUUUUAGUCAACUAGGGUUACCAGGAAGUAAACAAGGCUCGACUGUUGUUUGGCUGGUAUGAGAGGCACAGAGCUGUAAACUUACAGACAGUUCACCUCAUGAUAACUUAAUGACGAGGAGACGGCCCAUCGAUAACCAGCCGAACUCCUGAACUCCUGCCUCCUCCUGUAACUUCUGUCACCAAUAAUGCUGUCACGGUCGCUCAAAUUAGCUGUUCAUGGACACGUACUAAGUGCCUCCAUCUUUUCAUGUAAGUGUGGCCAGGACAGUGUCAUCCAGUCUGUGACUAUAUGGCUUCAUCCUUGACAAACUAACUUUUUCAUCUAAGAACAAAAAUAAAAAUGUUCAUGGACUUUAGCAAAAGUAAUUCAGAGCCAGAAUAUUUAAAAAAGAAACACUGUGUAAUCAUAUCCCUCACUUCUCUUUAAUUCUAUCAAUAAUCUGACCUCUGACCCCUGAUAACCAUCCCCUGACCUCCUGCAGGGGUCAUGACCCUGAGGUUGAGAGACACUGACAGGUGACAGAUACCUGACCCUGCUGUUGAUAUCCUAUAAGAAAGUUUCCAGGCUUCAGUUUGUGGAAGGAGUAAAGACGCGAGUCAGGACCAACAUGAUGAAAUAUUUCAUAAAGUCAUGCUUCACCAAACAAGAGAAUAAACCUGCAAAGACAUGUCAGACAUCUUCAACCAGAGUCUCUCUUUUAGCAUAAAGAGUCUGUAUUUCUUAAGUUCUAGUUUUUGGUCUCAUACUGUCUCCUGAAGUUGAGAAAAUGAAUAAAAAGACCAAAGCUUGAUGUUAAAGCUCAACACUUUCUUACUUCUCCUCUCAGUCUGUUGAAGUGCUGAGCUCAGGUUGUUGUUGUAGACGGUUGAGCAGGUUCAGGAGUAAAGAGCUUCUCCUGCAGCAGAUAUUUAUAGUUUACACUGACACUGCAGGUCAUCAGUUUGUUUACAGACUGUUUUGCUUUCUUUAAAUCAUCCAGGUCUGUAGUUUGAUUGCCUUUCCACAUCUGCUUCAUUUGUCAACAGAGAGGAAACAGGCUGCAAAUUUAAAAAUGAUGCGAACUAGUUAAAUGAAUAUAUGCACAUGUCAAAAGCUGAGUGCACUUACAGGCCUGGAGCUCUUUCUGUGAUAAUUGAACACACAGGGUUUCUUCUUUGUAUGUGUUCUCUGACUUAAUUCACAUGUUUUAGUGUGUUUAUAAUAAUAACCCAAAAUUAUAUCAAUAAUAGUAUCCAGUGAGUAGUUUCUUAUCACCACAAAAAAAUCUCAUCCUGCUGAUUUUUGAUGAUCAAAUACAUCAUUAACAGUAAAUUUUUAUGAGGACAAUGUGCAAACAGGACUGUUUCUUCAGCUUCUUGGCUGACACUUACUGUGUUUUUAGUUUUGUAUGUCAUAAUAGAAAACACCAAUAUGAAUUUAAGUCUAUUUCAUGGAAAUGAAAAAAAUCCUCACUGGAGCUUUAAGGGGAAUAACUGUCUGUUUGGUGAUCUAAAUCAAUCUAAAAUUUGUCUAAAAUGACAGUCAUCAUCAUGACUGUAUAAUGUGACAGCACUUCUAUCAAACUACAGACCAAACUUAGAGACUAACCAGCUUUUAACAGAUAAAAACAUCAAUGCUCAUUUUAAACAUGAGCUCUGCAAAGCUUUGGUUUAGUUAAUGAGACACUUUUGGAGGAGCUCUGCAUAAGAAGAGGAACUACUGUCUUAAUGAGGAGUGCAAAGAAAACCUUUGUUUUUCCAAAGCCAGCCAUCAUUUCUGCUACAGGAGGUUUUUUUGUUUGUUUGUUUUUUUUCCCCCAAAUACAUCUCCAUCAUUUUAACUGCAGGACUUAAUCUUAUUUUGGUUGAACUAUCCAAAAAGUUGCUUAAAUACGAAAUCUAUUUCUUCACAAAUGGAAAGCUACAGAGGUGGGAGCCUGAAAGUGAGAUGAUGGUUUUUCUCGCUGAUGCAACUGACGUCUGAAUGAAGAGUAUGAUUGAUGAUGAUCCUCUCCUCAGGCUGAAGGGGAACAGUGAGAUUAAAGCAGCAGGUGAUAGAGUAAGACAGGGAGGGGACGAGUAAGUUACAUAAACUCUGUAAAGUCUCUGUAAGUUUAAUUGACAGCCGGGGUUCACACGGAGACGACAACAUGUCAGCUCUGAGGCUCAGAGACUCAGAGGAGGACAGAGAUGGAUGGAGACCACAUGUUUUCACGUACAGAGGACACAUGUGGAGGUAAGAGGUGAAGACGCAGACAAGAGGGAGAGAGACAGACAGACGGGUAUCUGUGUGCAGUGAGACAGGCGAGGUGGAGGGUGGGGGGUCUGUGGUGGGCCGGGUUUGAGUGACAGCUAGAGCCCACACCAAGGUGAACACACAGCACUGCUUGUUAGCGGCUUCAGAUUGGAAGCAGAUGUUGACUCUGCUACUGUUAACAGUUUCACUGACUGUGUGACUGUUUUACCGCCUGUCUGUCUUACUGCACCACUUCCUGUAUGGCUGACUAACUGCUGCUUUAUCUGCUUAACAAAGUCUGACUCCAGAUUUAAGAAGUCAGACUUCAGGAGCAGGUCGUGAUUCAGCUGUUGUAUGAAUGCGAUGAAUUACUGAGCGGUUAAAAUCAGAUCAAAACUUUUCUCUCCUUUGUCAAAGUUGUUAGUGUUUUCAGAGAGUUUGUGGUGUCUUAUGUAAGGACUUGUUGCUCCAGCUGACACAUAAUUCUGGCUCAUUGUGUUGGAUAAACACCCCUGACUUCUCUUCCAGCACACUGAUGCUGUGUCAGUUUUUUAAUCUCAUCCUUUGUUAACAACAACAAAGUGAAACAGCUGUGAGUUGUCAUGGGUACAGGGAGCUGUUUUUGUCCUUGUUGCCUGAAAAAAAAAGGAUUUUUCUUGUCUUUGACUUUUUGUAAUUCAUGACAUUACUUCUUUCUCUGCACUCCUUUUUCUCCAAAUAACAGUGAACUGAAAGACAGAGGGGCUAAGGUGGCCCUGGGGGUUUGUGGCAUGAAUAUCUUGGGAUAUGAGUUAAUUUUUUCAUUAACACAAAAAUAUUUUAAAGAGCAUAAAGGCAUUUUUGAAAAAUACAAACAUUGGUGAUUUAUGAGAUUUUAUAUACACUAUUUUGGAAUUAAAUAAAUAAUUUUCCAUCAUAAAAACAAUGAUGAAAAACCAAAGAACACUUCAAAUGUUUUAUGACUUUUUAAAAGAAUUUUUAAUUUUUUUUUAAGCACUGUGUUGGUUGAUUUAGAAAAGUGCUCCGUAAAUAUUUUUUUUCUUUAACAGUAGUCUCUUUCAUUUUGUCCUAUCCAUUCUCUGUCUCAUUCUUUUGGUGCUGGUAACAGUCAAAGAUAAUGACCACAGAAACAUGGGUUAUUAUAAGGGUUUUCAUGCAGCAGGGAAGAAAUGCCACAAAUUGAUAACAAAGAUAAUAUUGUACAAAAACGUACAACCAAACAGCGACCACAGGCAACAUUCAUGCAGGGUGGAGAUAGUGGAGCUUUAGUCUGAACACAUCAGAUCUGUGUGCAGCUAUAAGAGGACAUAAUCCACACAUAAAUACAUAAAUUCAUAGUAAAACACGUUUCCAUUUAUGCCCCAUAUUUGGUAAAUGUGUCUCUGCAUGUCUCUCUACUCAGACUGUCUUUCUGUCUGAAUGGAGCACUGACUGUCUGCGCAAAGCAUCACCACCAGGCAACCAGUGUGAACCCACAGCAUCUCUCUCUCUCUCUCUCUCUCUCUCUCUCUCUCUCUCUCUCUCUCUCUCCCUCUCACUCACAUUCAUUCAUGUCUAAUUUUAAACCUGUCAAUCCUAACUUUGAUUUACUCUUUUCUUGUUUUACCUUUAUUUCCAACAUGCCCUGCAGCACAAUAACAAAGAAAUGUUACAAAACCAGUGAAACUUUAUCAGCUCUACAGUAAACUCUAUGUAAAAAAAACUGAGUUUUCCCAUCAAUUACAACAGUCGAAAAAAGUCUAGACAAAGUUUCGAGCAAAUAGUGUUCACUUUUAAGAUCCUUUUGAGGGCAGGCUGCAUAUUUCUAUAACUAAUUAGAUUUACAUUCCCAAUUACUUCCCUUAAGGAUCUAAUAACCGCUUGUUUACAUAGAUAAUAACUUUAAUGUUGUGUUAGAAGCUUUCUGAGAGGAGAGGUAGUGCUAGAAGUAUCCUGCAGUCUGAGGAGUCGUGCAAAGUGCUUGUAACAACGAGUUUAAAAUCUUAAUGCUUCAGUUUACCAGCAUUAAAGAAAAGGAAGAGCUGAAAAUCUUCACAUUUCAGAUUCUGGGCCCUCACGGUUUCAAAAGCAACUUAAAUGUUCCUAAAAGUGAUGCUGGUAGAGUAAUAUCAAGUCUCAAUGAUACUUAAGCUCUACCUGUAUCAUUGAACCAAAGGAUUCAUGAUGUGCACUUUGCUCCAACUCUCACUGCUGGUUGUAAACCUCUGCAAGCCUGGGGUUUGGAGAUGUGGGACCGUGGCUCGUGCCCUUCGCGUGCAAAUCCCCCCUGCUGUUUUUCUCGUAUUUAAUUAACUGUUAUCUAAACGGUGCAUCUCGGAGGUCAUUUAUGUUGUGUUACUCACUUUAAUUUUGGGGGGGAUUACAUGUGAAUUGAACCACCGCCUAAAUUAAUACACUUCUAUCUCCUAGAAACAUCAACGACCCAGCCGGGAUACCCCCAGGCAGACCCGGCUCUGCUAUACCCCCCUCCCAUAUCCCCGGACCCGGUCAGCCCGCUGACUCACCUGGGGACGCUGCUGUCUGGACACGACGCACCGAUGAGCGGCGGAUGGGACAGGUGAGCCUGGGACUGAAGCUCCGCAACAAAAAGUCCAGUUACUCACUCAAAGACACACACAGAGUGUCCGGGUUUGUAAAGGUGAGGUCACGACCUGCUGUAGUUUAUCCUUUAAAAGUCUCACUGUCAGAGCUUCUCUCGCCGAGCUGUGAGGAAUGAGAGCGUGGACGUGAAAAUGUGCCCAGGUCGGUGGGUCUUCCCUGCGUCUGAGACCUCUCCUCGAUUAGACUCUCGUGGAAUGAGGUGGUGCAGGGAUGGAGUGAAGGUAUUAAAACGACAGGAGGAGAACUAUGCGUGAGGGGAGAGACCCCACCCCCCAUCUUUGAAAUGCGAACAGCAGGCGGUGAGAGUCUGUGCUUUCUGCAGGGAGCGUGGAGAGGUUCGGAGAUGUGGGACCAGGGUACACAAGUCCGGGAGGCAUCAGCUAAAUGUCCUUGAAGAGUCUAAAUUUAAAGUCAUUAAUAUCUCCAACAAAGUUAUGUUGUCGACCUGUUCUAAAUCUCUACUUUAUUUUAUUUUAUUUUAUUUUAUUUUAUCUUAGGUGACAACACAUCAUCAGCAUCCCUGUAAAUGUGUUAGGGUUAGUUAGCUGAUUGUCAUUAAAUGACCUUUAACCUGAUGUUCUUCACCAAUAGGGUGAUGUCCAUUGACUAUGUAGAUUAUGGACAACUUGGUUACGCCUUCCGCCAGUAUACGGAUUUGAAACCGAAAAGCUCUCUGUAUUUCCGCGAUUUUCUCCAUCUCCAUCUCUCCGCGAUUAAAAUGUCACCCCCCGAAAAAGAAAAAGUGGUGAAAUACGUACUGCUGUGUGUACAUUUCAUAAACUAAAUACGCGCUAGAAAGCCUUCAUCUUUUGUUCAGAAUCAGCUUCUUAUCACAGUGUGAUAAGAAUCACAGUGUGAUAAGAAGCUGAUAAUCACAGGUAACCGGCACAACUUCGUUCUCAUUCACCCUCGCAGCACCUCAGUGCUUCACACAGCCGGACGCUCAGCGUCUGCUGACUUCAGUGUGGAAGCUCAAAGUGGGUUGUUCCAGCAGCGAAACUAGACACUCAUUGGAUAAAUGCUGGGCUUUGUCCCGCCCAUCGGACGCUCAGCGUCUCUGGAGUUCUAUGACGAGAGGGCGGUCCCAACUUUCUCGCGGACGCUGAGCUUCUGCAUCCAUGAUUGGAUGAGCUGUCUGAGGUGAAAUCUUUUUUUGAUUGACAGCUAAACAAGCGAAUCAGCGAUCUUGAAGAAUAAAACAUCUACCAGAGCAUUUUCCAAGUUAUUCAUUCCGUUGUUCUUAACUGCUCCAGAGACUUUACCGAUCCUCAGCGACUUUUGUCAUUGUUAAAAACAACUGCCGUUGUGUUUGGUGACUCUGUUCUGUUACAUACUAAACAAACACAAUUAUGAUGUUGGCCAGAAAAAUGAGCUUCCCCUCCUUCAAAAGACCAGCAGCCGCCACUGGGAGAGUACUGCCUCCUUCGCCUCUGAUUUGCUAAAGGAGUUGGAAACGUCAUCACACGUUCAAGCCAAACGCAGGCUGUCGGCUCUGUACAUCGAACAGAAUACUACAGAACAUUAUCGCACCUCUCAAGCUCCAAACCCUAACCCUAAUCCUAACUCUCAUCCUAACCCUAACCUGACAGACGAUGACAUUUCACAGCCAUUAGGAAUAACCAAUCGGAGCCCAGCACUUUUAGCAAAUCAGAGCUGAAGGAGGGCGGGCCCUUCCCGUACCAUCUACAAAAUAAACUUUCGCUCCCUGUGUGAGCUACGCAAUCCUCGUACGCCCAUAGGUUGUAUCGGGUGUCAAUCAUAGAAAACAUGAACCCCCUAAUAACUUUUAAAAACGGAGCUGUUCAGAAAAAAGAGGACUUGAGCACAAACCAGUCUUACAGUAACUACAUGUCAACAUCACAAGCAGGGGGGACAAAAAGAAAAGAAGUUUGUACACAGCUCCAUAAGCUUUGCUGGAGGAGGCGAGAUUUAUGACCUAUAGUGCAGCCCAUCACUAGAGUGUGCUGUUCUCGGAGUGGCUUCACCCAGCGAGGAGGCAGUCGGCGUUCUGUACAGUCUAUCAGUGGUGAUAUCUUAAAGCACCUGUGAGGAGUUUUUAGACAUUUAUGAAAUAGAGUGGAAUUCAUUUUGAUGAUUUUUUUUAUGAUGUACGAAAACAAACCAGACCACCAGCAGCAAGGUUAAUGGUUUUCUUAUCCUGAUUUUUAACAGGUGAAACCGGAGUUGCAGCUGGGUGUCAGUCAAGCAGCUGAAGAAACAGUCCUAAUUUUUCAGUUUUUUCAUAAAAUCUUUACAAUAGAUAAUACAUUUGGCUUUAAAAGUCACAAGGAUAAUAUUUGUGGUCACAAGUCAAUACCCCAACACGGGUAGAACAAAAUAUGCAGCUUGUUUUAUCCACAGGGGGCGCCAAAAAUGACACAAGAAUAUCAAGACUCCAUAGAGUCAGCACAAGCAGCAUUAUAUCGAACUAGCUAUCUACACCGCACUCCCAGGAAUAGAGAAACUGUCAGGGUAUUCUGGUGUAGUUAGCAUUUAGCAACAUAAAACUUCUGACCACGACUUCUUUUUGUGCGCUUCAUCACUUACAGUCCAACAACCAACAACUCAAGAUAACAGCUGUGUGUUCAGAUAAAAGGCUAAGAGAGACAACGGCAGAGUUAAAGACACAUUUUGAACCUGUAGAAAUUAAAUAUCAACAUGUUAUUUUCAGCAUAUCUUUGGCACUUAAACUCAACACAGGAUUUGGUGAUUAAAGGCUGACUAUCCAGUGGAGGUGAUGGCUAAUGAUGAUAUCUGAUGCUUUUGAGCUGACUGAGCUAAAGACCUGAAAAGAGACAGGGAUGGGUUAGAUGUCUAAUGAUGAUACUGUACAAGGCUGAUGGGAUAAAAACUGUAUUGGUUGGGUGAUGUGGAGGUUAGGGGCAGUACCCAACAAAAGUAUGAAUGAACUGGAGGGGAAAAAAAUGUGACGCAAUGACUUCUUAAGUCAACAGUUUAGGAAGUGACUUUGAGUUUUGACCAAAAACAAAACCAAAGUUCCCCCACUGAUGAUCUGCAAAACAAAAUGCCAUCAUUUCUUGGUUUAUUACAUUCUUCAGCAGUCGUGAUUGUUCAUCUAUUUGUGCUGAGUCUCAGUUUCACUGUAAAUAGUUUGUUAUUCAAAGGCUUCACUCUGGCUCACCUUCAUGGUAUAUGCAUCAGAAAAAGAAAUGGAUUUUCUCAUGGUUCUCUUGUACUUACACUUUUCAAAUGUUUGUUGGAUAAAGGUUGGAUCCUUGUCUCUGUUGUAUUCAGAAGUCAGGGAUUCUCACUACUGGUUAACUUUAGCAAAACAGCAUCAGUUGGUUUAGCAUAGAUGUUAACUGACUGGGACUGGUGUUCCUCCUGCUUUUGCUCUCCAUACACUGUUUUUUUUUGCAGACACCAAAGCUGGUACCUGAUUGGCAAAUACUCACACAUGCACCUUGACACUUCUCAUACUAAUAUAUAGACAGAGUCAACAUUUCUAUGUGGAGCCUGUAAAUAGAGAUUAAACAUCAUUGAAUAUAACAGAAAGUAAUCUGCUCAGAGGAUGAAAAAUAUCACCCUUAAAGCCCUUAUUUUCAUCAUAGUUGACUGCUGGUCUCAUGUCCCAGAACCUGAGCACUCACACAUGCUGAAUCGACCCUCAAAAACAGGUUUUAUAACUCUAGUCUUUCCAGCUUUGGCCACGUUUCCUCUGGACCAGAAGAUGGACUGAUUUCUGGAGGUGAAAGUGCAUUCCUCUCCUCUUUCUCUUCACUGUCCUCUCUGUGUUCCUGGUGUGAAAUGCCAGAGAGUCUGAGCUCCUGACACACUGACCUUUGACCUUUGAAGAGGCUAAGGUCUAAUUUAGACUUCUGCUUGCACCCUGGUGACUGCCCAUACACACACACGCACACACACACACACACACACACACAUAGAACACACACAUAGACAUACACAUACACAGAGGCAGUGGAGUGUGAACCCUGAACUGUGAACCGUGGAGAGAGGUGGGCCGGGUCACUGGGAUCCCCUCAUAUAUGAACAAAACCUCCAGUAUACAGCUCAGCAGGCAGACUUUCUUUCCUUACAAGGAGCAGCCAGCUCUCCUCUGAAUACACUGAAUACAUGAACCUUUGUAUGGAGGCAGAGGUGAGGACCAGGGACUCCCUCUUACAGAGUAUUUACACAGACUUUAAAUGGAUGGACUCAUGGAAACAGGUUUUUAAAAAAGUCAGGAUGUAGUGGCUCUGUGAUUUGCAACUUGACCUUUCAUGUUCAGAUGCUCUGGUGUCUAUUGUGGGGUGAAAACUAAUUUCAAGCUCCAGUGAGGAUUUAGCCUCACUGUCUUCUCUAUGUGGCCUACUUUCACUAUUAUCGUUAAUGUAUCAUCAGGUUGUUUUACAGCAACAGCAGGAGCUCCACGCCUGGAAACUGUACUUCAUUAAAACAAGUUUGAUCCUUUCUUGCCCUGUACAGACCUCCUCCCUUAUCUCUGUACUCCAAAGUCCUGGCCUUCUUGAUUCCGAUUGGCUGGCCGUCAAAAAGUGACAUUGAUGGGCGUGGUGUGUUCCACAUGUCGAACUAUUUUCAACUGGUUGUUCAGACACACCAGGAGCAUCUUCUGGCAUCUUUAAAUUCGCCUCCAUUAAUGGUGUUUUGCUAAUGGACACCUUGCUGCCAGGGCAAGUGUGUGUGUGUGUGUGUGUGUGUGUGUGUGUGUGUGUGUGUGUGUGUGUGUGUGUGUGUGUGUGUAGGGGGGGAUACUGAGUCUAUAGUGCCCUCAUUUCAGAGGGGCCCACAAAUAUAAAAUAAAGCGUGGCCGUCAGCACAGGCACAGAUAGAGGCCCUUGAAGAAUGCUUUUGUAUAGGGGGCCAGUAUUUUUGUGCAAGGCAUUCUGGGACUCCAAGUAUCCAUGACGUAGCGGGCACUUUUUUGUGUGUGAAAAGACUUUUUAACUUAAGACACAAUGAGGCUAAAGUGGGUGGGCAUCUUUACAUCUUUCUUGUUGCCAACACAGGAAAAGGUGUACAUCAGUCCACGGCCCUGUCUGUGCAGACGCACUUGAGGUGCCCAGGAAGCUGAGGGAAGCCAGCCAACUGUGGCCACUUGUUGAUUAAAUGUAAAAUUCCUUUAAAAAAAACAACACUCCAACAAGGUGUAUUUGUUUUAGAAAUACCUCUGUUGUGAUGACUCCUGAUAUGCGCUCUGCACUAAAGCUACCAUUACCAAACACAAUAAAUAGGGGCAAUUUUCAUAGAUAGUCAAAGCCGCCUGUGGUGUGUUGGGCUGUUUUUAGUAUUACAAAUCCAUAUUAGCCUGACUUGACUUUACACAUUAUAUAUGUUAAGGUCUCAGAAGAGAAUAUUUGUCCAAAGCCACAACUGUGAACACUAACAAAAGCAAAUGUGCAAGAAACUUUCUGCCUGUCUGUUCCAGCACAGUUGUCAGUCUUUCAUUUACAGUAUCUCUCAACCUACUGGUAAAAAAAUAGUUUCUCAUAUUUCAAAGCACCCAUAAAACAACAUUUUAAUACUUAUGAAUCUUUUUAUUAUCAUUCGUAAUAACAUAUAGGCUGAUCUCAGGCUAAAGCUGUGACUGUCUUUUCUACAAUUUAUGACUUUUUUCUUGAAAUCCUUUUUUUUAUCGUCCAAUCAGAAGACUUGAUCUGGGGUUUCAAGGCUGUCAGUUCCUUGGAUCAAUGAGGGAACCAGGAAGAGAAGCACACGCAGACCAGAGUGUCACCAUCCUGCACGCAAAAGUUGCCCAGAAGUCCUAUGGCACUGAAAAGAGGUUGGGUGAUAACUCUACAUGUUUAUAAGAAUGUUGAAUUUGCAUUUUGAGUGUGUUUUACACAGUUGAUCAUUUUUGUUUUCAAAGGGUCAAGGUGCCAAAACUUGACCCACUCUCAAAUUCAUUUUUAUAUCAUUUAGCUCAUGAUCAUGUGCUCUGUUUUAUCCCUUAAGGUUCUUCUGCCCACCUCCUUGUGUUUACAUCAGCGGUCAUGGAUGGAGAGUCAUGCAGGACCACCUCAAAGGUGAGGAGAUGAUAAUGAAAAAUCUGAAAGACUCUAACUCUUAUUGUUCUAGGUCCCUCUCCAUUUUCAUCACUUCAUUUGUCCUCUGUCUUUUUCUCCCCUCUCCUCUUGUCCUCCCCCUCCAGCUGCAGGCUAUGGAGACUCUGCGUAUCGAGUGUGUGGUUACAUGUGUCUGGACAGCUGCAGCCAGGCUCAGGCGGACACUUUUAAACUGGUCUUCGAUGAGCAGCCAAACUCCAAGGUGAGGGAAAAGUGUUCAUCUGACUGAUCUAAUGCCCAGUGCUCACCUGUCUUCUGUGCCGUUUUCUCACAGUCCAGUUCCUUCUAUUACAGAGAAGUGUCUGAAAAUUCAAGCCGGUCAUUUUCUUGGCUAAAUUAUCCCCUAAUUUUGUCUCCAAACCACCUGAGUUCUGCUGUUCACAUCAUCUGUCUUCAUAUGUCUUCUUAUGAGCAAAUGCAGUCGUAUCCAUAAGUGGUUGUAGAGUCAUACAGUAUAAAAUUUGAUAGAGUUUUUAAAAGUCAAAAUUAGUCUUGAACAGCACAUGUAAGCACAGCCACAGUUGAACAAAGUGCCAAACAGGCCUAAAACAAUUAAAUCAAAUCAAAGGACUCAGAAAAGGCCCUACAUCUUUGUGCAUAUUGAGGUCUUUGUCAGGCUUAUGAUGUGCAGCAAGAUCUGUCUGUGCUGCAGCAAUCUCUGUGAGUUACAUUUAUAUGUUGACAAGUACAGGCCAAUACAUGUGUAGUUUGAGGCACAGAGCACGGACAUUGUGUUGUAGUGUUAGGUGCUGUUCUGAGCAUAUUUGUGGCAAUAGAGUGGCUUUUUGGUUGAGGUCAUAGACUGUAUAAAGAAUGGACGCCGUCUGCCUCCUUGCUGGGUGAAGCCACCCCGAGAACAGCACCCUUCAUUGAUGGGCUGCAGUAUAGGUCAUAAAUCCCGCCUCCGCCAGCAAAGCUUAUGGGGCUGUGGACAAAUUUUAGAAAUUUAUUACACAGAAUAUAAAUUUUUCUCCCCCCUGCUUGUGAUGUUGACAUGUAGCUACAGUAAGUUAAAUGUUUUUAGGCGGUUCAUGUUUUCUAUGAUUGACACCUGAUACAGCCUACUGGCGUUCAGGGAUUCCGUAGCUCUCCCGUAUACAGGCGGGAGGCGGAACCAAGUUGUCCAUAGUAUAUACAGUCUAUGGUUGAGGUGUGCACGUGGAUCCGCAGACCACCGUGUAUCGCUACCAUGCGAUCAUUGCUGAAGUUAGUAUAACCAGAGAAGCAAGCAGUCGGCAACAUUCAUCUCAAGGGGGUGUCCAACUCAGUGUUACGGUGUGUUUGACCCUAACUUAAUUUUAUACCGGAAUAUCCCUUUAACUAAGUUAUGAUCUGCAGGAAUGUUUGUUACAGUUCAUUAAAAAUAACAUAAUGAAAUUUACUAGUUCUUGUUUCCAACAGGUAAUGCUCUUUUACUUUGAUAAAAUGUACCGUUCACAUACCAAACCAUUCUCGGAAAAUUUUCAUCCAUAACAAAAAAAAAGGAAAAAUCACAGUUUUCUUUUUAAAAGGAAGCUGAUUUUGAACUCUGUUGUUGGAAGUUUUUACUCACUCUUCAUGUGAAAGAAGUUUAAAUCCAUCAUCACUUCUCCAUGAGACCACGUCUGAAAACAUGCUCCAUUAUAUUACUCCAUUAUGAAAACUUGACGCAUCUGGAUUGUCUCAGUGAACUUCAACUGUCAUAAAGCUUUGUUUGUUUUGACUACUGGCCUGGACAGUCAUCAGCUGUGUGGUGGUCUGAAAAUGGUAAAACCACAUCAUUAUGAAGUACGAUCAGAGGAGAAAUUUUCUUGGACACAUUUCUGACGAUGGUGCAACACUGACACAUGAAAGUGAUGAAGAAAAAUGGUUUCAUUUUCAGGAUUCACUGUUUCAGGGUGAAAGAAUUAAGAGGCUAAACAAGCCAAAGGGGAUCCAGUUUCCAGUUUGUGAACAGUAGGAGAAAGAAUUAUAAAGGGAGUUUAGUGGUGCUGCUCUAGUAUGGCAUAAAUUAUAAUCACAACUACUUUGAUUAAAGAAAAAAAAAACAUAUUUGUCUGUGUCUGUGUGUGUUUGUAUACAUGACUUUACAACUCCUUUUCUUUGGAGAAAAUGACAGAAAAAUGAAAAAGUUCAAAAAAUCCUUAAAAAAAUGUAUUUCUUCAGGUAGCCAUAUAUUUCUUUAUUUAUAUAUUUGGACUGCAUAUUUACCACAGGCUGCAGAACGUGUCAUUCUGUUUUUUUUUUUUUACUAAGGCUUUAAUUUUUUAUUAAAACAACAGGCUAGAUUUUUAGCCGAGCAGUUGGAAGUCUCACUCGCUGGUUCACGUUUGUGGUCCCUGCAGCUUUUCUUGUUCCUUGGCCUUUCCAGCACCUGCCUCCUCCUGCUCCUCUCCGUGCUUUCCCCUCUCCACCUGCUCCUUCUUAAGCUCCACCUGUGGUGACAUGAUUGUUUGUACUGAAGCUGCACAUGCUGAAUUACAGAUGUUCACAGUUACCUUGAGUGACUCAACUUUGUUGUGCAUCAGUGUGAACUCUCAGUGAUGAAGUUUAAGUUAGAUUUGUCUGAGUGGAGCAGCAGAGCGUAGACUGCAGUAAAAGAGGAAAGUGAGAGUGAACAGACAUCACAGUUCUGAUUCAGUCUCGAUUAUCAUAUAAUUGUAAUUUUGAUGGUUUCUGUAUGUGUCCACUGAGCUGAUUUCUGUGAUUUAGUGUUGCGUAACUCAGAGCAGCAGCUGGAGAUGAGUGAGUGAUGGAUCUUUAACAGCAGCUUGUUGUGUCUAAGCGUCAGACAGCUCUGUGUGUUUACCCAGACCAGACAAUCUGCUGCUUUAUUACAGACCUCUGUUGACUGGACAAACAGUGCUGUCUGACAGAAAAACUGUGUUACUGUAAACACACUGUGUGUGUUCACUGGCCUCUUUUUUAUUGGCUGACUGAGGAGGAGACAGAGUACAAAAACAAGUUUUAUCUGCAUGACUGUACUCCAAGUCAGUCAGGAUGGAAAGAGUAAGGUCACCCAAAGACACAGUUUUUUAAAAAUAGGUCAUUCAGAGAAACAUCAGAAUAUACAGUAAAAAUUAUUUUUAUGAACUCUAGUGUUUGUUUGCUCUGUGUCUCCUAAUUGUUCUGGUUUCUUGUUUCUGGUCCACAGCAGAUGUUUGCCUGUGCCAAGUCGCUCUUCAUCUCCGAUCAGGACAAGAGGAAACACUUUUGCCUGCUGCUUCGACUCUUCCUGGGCAGCAGACAGGAAGUGGGAUCCUUUCAGAGCAGGAUGAUCAAAGUUAUCUCUAAACCCUCACAGAAGAGACAGUCCAUGAAGAACGCCGACCGUGAGUCUCCUUUUAUCUUUUUACUGUAUUUCUGUGAAACCACACAGGUCAUCAGUCAUACACCAGAGGAGAGUGGAUGAAGAUUUUCUACUUAGAGAGUUUUAUUACUGAUGAGUGUAAUAAAGUGUUUCUUUUUCCAACCAGAGGUACUGCAGCCCCCACAGCACCCUUACUUCCCACAGCUAUGCCCAUCCCACCCCAGCAUCCAUCUGUAUCCAUCAUAAGCGUUCAAAGAUUAGUGUUUGAGAAGUUAUGAGUUCAGGGCCUGGACACCAAACAUAGUCACCAUUCUGAACACGGAUACUGGUGUCCAUGGAAACCCACUCAUUGUACCAAGCAGCAGAACUUUAAAAUCAGUGUCUCUUUAGCAGAGUUUUAGGGGCCGUGAGCUGAGCUGCAGCUAACACCAAGAGCUUGUUUUCAGUCAUUUAAAGAUUUAUGAGUGUAAAAUCUUUUAUCUGGUUAAAUACAAAGUUAAAGAUUAUAGUGACUGUGGUGUACAGUGAAAAAUUAAGGUUGCAUGACUUAAGAAAGAGAGAGAAAGUUGGAUACUUGAUGUUCAACAUGCAAAUCGAAGCUGCAUAAAGACAGGCUUUUGUUGCACCAGUCAGUGAUCCUACUGAUCAACAUGUUUGUGUCAAGACUCUUGGUGCUGUUUGGGUCACAGAAAGCUAGAGGGUCAGCCUCAUUCAGUCAUCUUACACCAUGACUCUCUCUCACACAAACACAUGCACAUUCACAAACAGGCUAAAAUAAGUCAUCAAUUUGACAGCUGAGACAGCAGAUCAGGUGACGUAGUUUAAGUUCCUGUGAGAGACUGACCUUUCACCUGUGGACUUACCGCCUGUACUUGUGUGUUUAUGUGUGUCGAGAAGUUUCAAAAGGAAUUAUAUAAUCAAUUGUACAUUCCUGCGGGCAACAGGGGCUUUUUUAUCCACUAAAGUUCAAUUUGAGUGUGUGUUGUAAAAUUUUUAUGUGGUGUAUCAUCAAUGUUUCUCCUUUUUUGUGUGUUUUGUGUCUUAAUGUGUGUGUACAUGUGUGUGUGUACGUGUCAGAGCUUGCAAAUGAUGCAUCAACCAAUAAAAUGCACAUGCCGGCAGACGGGAAAAGAAAACAUCUCAGUUCCUGUUCCUGUUCUGUGUAUGUUUCUGAUUUUUCCGAUUUCUGUGGUUUUCUUUGCAUUCACAGUGUAUGUGUGUGUGUUUGUGUUGCCACAGUGUGUAUCUCCUCCUGCUCCAGAGUGGCUUUGUUUAACCGUUUGCGCUCUCAGACGGUCAGCACGCGGUACCUCUCGGUGGACAGAGGAGCCUUCAUAGCCAGCGCCAGACACUGGACCGCCUUCACCAUCACUCUGGGUAAAUGUGUGUGUGUGUGUGUGUGUGUGUGUGUGUCUUUAAAUGUGUGUUUAUAAGAGUGUGAUUACAGUGUGUCAGCUCUUUCUGAGUCCCACAUAAACUUAUCCAGCACUGCACAGGUCACACUUUGGUCAGUCUGUCUAUAGGUUAACUGACUGUACAUAAAAAAAGACUAGUUCUUCAUGACUUUCUCUCUCUUUACAUCUUUGUCUGUUUGUUCUUGUAUCAUUGUGGCUCUUUGUCACAUGAGGGCUCUUUAUACCCAGCCCUUUUUUUCCCCUCAAAUACCCCCUAAAUCUACUUAGUGUCAGUCAGAGCCUCUCUGGACUUCUUAUUCCUCUUCACUGGCUCAAUCACACACCCAACGCAAAGUGUUUUGACUCACAGAGCAAGUGUCAUCGUUCAAUUCUGCCGAGGUAUUCAUCACUUUUAGCUCCAUGUUGUGUCAAUAAACUCACAUCUAUCUUGCUGCCAAGUGCAAAGUUGGCGCUCUGUCAUCUUGUAGGCCAACAAAAACCUUGUCCGAGGCCUGAAGCCUAUCAGUGCUCUUCUGGAAUUUAGAGGGUGAGGGAAAGCAAAAUAAUAAGAUUCCCAUAAGAUUUCACAGCAUGCAUUUCUUUUCUUGUACACAAAAACUGAGUGUUUAUUGGGACAUUAUUAAUUACACCCUCAUCACUAUCUUCUUAAAGAUUGGUAUCACCUCAGUCCCACGCAGGCCAAAUACUCCAGACUGAGACUAUCUCCAAGCUCUACAUCAUGCGCUCUGUCCAGUAUACACAGAAACAGACCCACACACACUUUCACAUGCAGUAAAAGUGAUUUUUUUUUUAUCCUCAUGACUGUUAACUUUAAAAACUACCAAGCAAUGUGCGCACAGAUAAUGGCAGAUACUGAACAGUAUUUACUGUGUAUGCAUUGUAGAAAACAGCUGUCUGAUCCAGCAGCAUAAAUAAUGUCCUGCUUUUGGUUUGAACUACACAGGAUGUUCUCUGAUGUUAGAUCCUGUCUAAUACUGUCUGUAUUCCCUGAGUUUUAAAUAGUUAUUGACGUUAACUCUGCUGUACCACAUGUGUAAAUGUACUUGUGUCAAUUUGGAUAGCCACUUUUGCAUCCACUGCUCAGAGGAAUUAUUUAAGUAGAUUUUAUAUCAAUCCAUAAACCAACAUACAGUGGCCGGUGUGUGCUUUCUGCAUGUAGAAAAGGAAGUUAAAGGCUUAAACCUGAUUAGCUGGAGGAAAAAGGCUGAACGCUGCCAUGUCAAAAGUAACAUGUCUACUUGCAGUUGCAUCUGUCUCUUUUAGAGAACUAGAGCAGACACAUAGUUUGUUUUGAUUUGUGUUACACCAAAAACAUGGUGAUGACUAACCAAGGAACCUGGUCCAACCUCAUUGCAGCCUGUGACUUAGCAGACAGACUGUGCGCUGCUUAACUACCAAAAAAACCACCCUGGUUCCCUUUCCCAAACGUGAAUUAGAUUGUUGUGGGAAAGGUAUUUUUUAGAGUCCCCAAAAAGAACUGCAUAAAUAUAAAUGUUAUCAACCAGCUUUACUGCAGAUAUUAACUUUAGAAACUUUACAGUAUCCAUGAUGCACACAGUAUAACAUACAGUCAUGGGAUCCAGCAGCAGAAAACAUAAAACAUCAAUGCAUGCAUCAAUAUUACUUCUUGUGUCCUUCGUGAGCUUCCUGCAUUUUUAGAAGAGCGGAAACAGAGAAUAUUCAGGGUAUUUAAAUAGAAAGGCUGAAAUCUGGUGUGGAGUAGUCAACAUGCCAACUUGGCACCUGGUGCUCCUGUUUCUUAUAGGGAAUACUGACUGAUUAGUUUGAUUCAUGUUGUGCCAAAAAAGACUCUUGAAAGUUCAAGGGACCUCCAGCUGUUAGAAACCAGUCAGUGUAAAUCAUGGUUAGAGUGGACUUGUAUUAUUUUAUAUUUGAACCUUAUAGCAGAAGAUGCCUUGGAGAAACUGGUCAAGUGUAAAAUAAGACAUGCUGGGAUGUUUAUCUGCUGCAGGGGUUUAACUCAGUGAUUUCCUCAGAGCUCUAACUUCAGCGUGACCAGAGAGGUCAGGAGGGUGGUGUCACGGUUAUCAAGGACGUUACCUUCUAAUGACUCAACAAACCUCUAAACCACCCUGCAUUAAUGAAGUCAGUGUGCCAGCGCUCGAUCUCCAGAGUUUCCCUCACACUCAUCUGGAAAAGACUUUCUGGAGAUCUGUGAGGGUGUUUAUUUAACACAGUGGCCUCUGUGCAUGGACCUCCCACAUCCAAAACCACCUUACUAGCUCCAUGCUGCCACAAACACACAUGUAAACAACACACUUAAACACACACAGAAUUUCGAUUUGUCUGAAUUUGUCUAUUUAUAGAAAAAUCACCAGCAGGAGGAGAAAAAACAAAUUUAUGGGAGAAAAAUUAAUGAGACUGUGAUGAAAUAAAGCUGGGUAGACAGGAAAGUGUGUGUUUGUGUGGUUUUAGUCAUGCAAAUAUUAAGCAUGUGUGUGUGUGUGUGUGUGCAGUGGAGGACCAGCGUGCUGACCAUAGCGACUUUGUGCUGAGUGAAGGUUUCAUCUGUUACGGCUGUGUGGUUCGACUGGUGUGCACGGAAUCAGGAGUAACUCUGCCACCCAUGGUAACACACAGACACACACACCCACACACACAGACACACACACACCCAUACAUGCUUACCUGACAAACAGUGGACUAUCAGCCCAGACUGACCAAGAAUGGACCCCUAUUUCUGGUCAUUUUAAUAAAACAAAAAUAUAAGAGAAAAUUUUCCUUGAAGGUCUUUUACCAUAAUGUUACUUGAAAUGUGACUUUUAUGAAUAUUACUUUUUUAUAAAUUGCCAAGAAUACAUUUCAGUCUUUGGCAGAUUUUUUAGUUUAGUUUAUCAUUUAUUUAUAUGGGAUACAUUCACGGGCAUGUUCACAAUACAGAGUACUGUAAUUUUGAUUGCCAGAAAUACAAAACAGUAAACAAUACAAUAAAAAUACUAGGGAUAGUGCUAAAAGAGGAGUUAGCUAAAAAGAGCAGCAAACGUGGGGCCCUAAUAGCUAAUGUCAGUUUGUUCCAGCUGGCACAGCCUUUAAUGGACCAGGUCAUUUGUGCCAGAACUGCUUUUCUAAAUUUUAAAUUUCAAGAUUCCCUUUCCCCAUAACAGUUGUACUAUAUACUUUUAAACACUCAGAUUUUCACCGUUAUACAUUAAUUGUUUGUUUUAAACUUUGUGAUGAACUGUAAGUAAUUACUGGGUCCCCUCUUUGUCUGAACAAAAUGACAAAGCGCCCUGUUGAAUGGUAUGGAGUGAUGCUCACACUCCCAGUGUAACUGACUCUACUAGAGUGUGAGCAUUAUGGAGGAUAAAUAUUUUCCCGGAGUCUUUAGCCUCCCAGAGUAUCAUCAUAAGUAACACAAAGCUUCCAUAUUUUGAUUUUCAUCAGCUCCUGAGAAACUCCUAAAAGGGUUAGUAGUAAUAGUAAAAGUGCCUUUUUUCUGUAAUGUGCAUCAAAAACAGAAGACAUUUUAACCUGGUUUAUUUCAAUCCAGACUAUGUGCAUUAACCAGCUCUUUAUACAAAAGAAAGGAAACAAGAUGUUUUCUAACGUUACAACUUUCAUAAUGGCAUCAUGCUUAACUCCCUCUCUCUCUUAGGCUCACAUUAACUCAUUAACACUCAUUGCUUCACCUUUACUCUCUGGAUGCUCGCAGUGUCCUUUCACUUCUCCCACAUGGUUCCUAAUUCAUAAGUUUAUGCAAGACAGGAGUGGUUUCCUUCACCCAGUGGAGGAGAGUUUUCAGAUUGCUCCUGACUGCCAGCGCUAUCAGAGAGAGUAAAAUGAGAACACAUGGGACAAGCAUCCUGUGGGUUUAUGGUGUACGGAGUACAGUGUCCUAAAUCUUUUGGAUUAAGGGUAAGGGCAAAGGUGAGGUGUGCAGGCUACUUGACCCUACUGCUUUCAAUCAAUCAAUCAAUAAAUCAAUCAAUCAAUCAAUCAAAUUUUAUUUAUAUAGCACCAAUUCACAACAGUCGUCAUCUCAAGACGCUUUUCAGAGAACAAGAGCAGGUCUAGACCACGCUCAUUGUUUGAUGAUCAAGAACCAACCUAAGAUGGGUUUUGGCCCAUCUCAACUAACAUUCAUGUUAGACACUGAGAGGAGGGGGAUUGUAUCAAGUAUUUGUUUAUAGUUUUACUGUUACAUGCAGGGUCGGUUUACUUAGAAACGUCUGCAGGGUUUCUGAAAUUUGUACAAACUUCCCCAAGUUCUUCUGAAAACAGAUAACGAUACCAAAACCGACUUCAACCAGAAAAAACAACAACAAAAAAAACAUUUGUUUAAGAGCAGUAUGAUGACAGUUUCCUUCUCAGGUGAUCAGUUUCAUAUCUAAAAUCAUUGACAUGCAUCAGGACUCCUGUCAGUCAUUGGCCCUGCCAUUCAUCCAGACUUUUCUCCUUCAUAUGUCACCCCUGAGUGUUUUUCUUUCAACCACAGAAAGUGAACAGAUCUCACUUUGAGGUGAAACUGUCCUGUGAUAUUCUCCAAACACAGAGUCAGAGGAUGAUAACCACGCUGUCUCUAUAUGUCUCACAGAUGUGUGCAGGUGUUACAUAACCUGUUAAUCCUGUAAAUGCUCUCAUUGUAAAGCCGUCCUUCAGUUUAAAGUUUUAUUUAGAUGAACCUCUCAGCAGAAUCCUUCACUUUUCGCUGACCACACUCUCUCCAUACCUCCUAAACUGCUGUCAUAACAACCUCAGCUGCAGGAGCCUCUGCAUGGUUAACGUAUAUCUGCUCAUUAUACCUCGUUGUGUUUUUGUAGUGGAGGCCUUUAGCUGCUCGGUUUGUUUAAAGACAUGGAAAUUCUCCCUGCUGGUCGUUUCUGAGCAAGUAGAUCAGCUCAGUGGUUCCCUUUGUGGUCAGCGUUCAGGGACUGCAGAGGUGAGAGUAGACGAAACAAACCUGAAGGUCCAGCUGGAUCCACAGCAGAGGAGAGAUUUAGACAUGAGAGCAGAGUAAAGAAGUAUCAGAGACAUGGAGGGUCUGUUUAACCUUCCUCCUGUUUUAGCUUUUACUACGCAUCCACAAUGUUAAGGGUCGGUUUCGACCUGUGUCUUAAAUCAGCUGCAAAUUACACUCAAAACAUUUCUCUAUCAUGUAAGUUUAGGUUUCCCUGUUAGGAUUAAUUAUACAUGAAAAUGUUGCUUAUAAUAGUUUUUGUUGUGGGCCUUUGGGUCUUUCUUUGUCAGUAUACCCCUCAUACAGACAUCUAUACUCAAUUGAUUUCAUAUGUCUGGACAUGCCUGAUGUAGCUUUUUGUGCUGGGAAAAACACGGCAAAAUAAGAAUUUUCUUAAUCUCACAUGAUUGGAAGAGGAUCUGACUGUCAGUGUGUUUCCUGAAAGUGCACUUAUGAUCUUAGUUUUUGCUCUUAUCAUUAAAUAUUGAUCUAACCGGGUCAACAGCGACCCUAACACAACAAGUACCUUAAUUUUAAUGAGAGCAUUUUAUAAUUUAGUCCAUUUAAUUUUGAUAAAAUAGAGGUUCCUGACAAAGUCAAAAAGUCUUGAUGCAAAAAAGCUAAUUUAAGUGAUUCUUUUAAACAUUUAACAAAAACGGGUUGGUGCAGACCCUAACACAAGAGGAGGGUGAGCUGUUAAUUAGGACAGAGUUACAGAGUGGGCUAACAUUUCCAUUUCACUAAAUAAAAUGACAGCAAGUAAGUCUGUCAGGAUGUCCAAUUUUCACUUCAUGGUUAUAGUGGCCAUAAAACUUAACUUUAAUAAUAUUAUUGUAAUAUUUAAGAAAAACUUGAAAGUAAAACAAAACUAUCGGUCAGUCACUCUGUUCCACUGUCCUUGAUUUGUCAGUAAAGACCACAAAAGAUCAACAAGAAAUCUAAAAACUUCAGUGGGCAAGGAUUUGACAUGGAGGUUGGAAGUGAACCCAGUCCGCCAUAACCAUCUGUAUUUUGGAUGCACACGCUGUAUUGAAUCCACAAAUCUGAGGAAUUUAGAACCAGCUGAAAUCCAGUCCUCAUCACACUCUACUAACUAGAGGGGUCAGCAGAGUCCCAAUAUCACACAGGCUGAGGUUUGAUUGACCUGGUGUGAGUCACCCCAAUGAGGGUGUCUGUUGCAGGACCAAAACCACCCAGUUUUAAGGAUACAGGGCUAGCAUCAGGAGAAGGAGCAACAGUUUAGCCCUGUUCAUAAAGCAGAGACUUUAGACUUCAUCAAAUCAGCUGUAGAUCCGACUCUCAGAACCCCCCUUUGAUUCUUUUCAUGUCGUUCACUGUAGGGAAGUGAACAUGUGAUAUCUGAUCUAGUUUACAGAUUUUACUUUUCCUCUCACCUUGUAUGUGUCGCCAGGUGAUCCGCAAAGUCAACAAGCAGCACGCCAUCCUGGACAUAGACGAGCCCGUUUCUCAGCUUCAUAAAUGUGCUUUUCAGUUCAGAGACAGCCCCAACGCUUACCUGUGUUUGUCCAAUGACUCCAUCAUACAGUACCAGGUGAGGGUCCCUCUCUCUGUUCCCAUCCCCCACUAUCCAGUUUUUUUUCUCACCAUUCAUCUCCUCCAACUUCAAUCUUUCCUUCUCCAUCAUUUCUCCCAUCCAGGCUCCGUCCAGCGUCAGAGACCCAAGCAGAGUGGUUCUGAACGAUGGAUCGUGUUGGACCAUCAUUGGCGUAGAAGCAGUGGAGUACACCUUUAAUCAGGGUCUGGCCUGCAUCCAGACUGCAGUUACUCCUUUUCCAAUUAUCACAGGGUUAGAGGUGAGCUACAUGACCAUCCUAUUUACUCUCAGAGUUUGGUUCUUGUGUUUUUCUGCAAUAAAUACUGAGGAUUACGUAGAAUCUGGAGACUUGUUUCCCAUCUUUAGAGGCAGCUGUAAGUGUUUUUUCAGAUUUUAGAAUAAUACCAACCUGCUCGAAAACUCAACAGUGACCUCUGACAAUCAUUUAUCUGUUUCACAGAUGGUAUAUGACAGGGUGAGCAUAAAUAAAACAAACCUCAUUCUUCUUGUUGAUAUAUGUCUGUUAUUGCAGGUGAAUGGUGGUGGACAUGUUGCCAUGCUGGAGGUCACGGGAGAAAACUUCAGUCCUCAUCUCAAAGUCUGGUUUGGCAACAAGGAGGCUGAGACCAUGUUCAAGUGAGUUCAGAGAGGACAGAAAGAGGGAGUAAUGACGCGCUGACUUGAUCCUGUGGAAAACAGGACCUGGAGGGAGCAGCAGUUGAACGAUAUUUUUGUCAGAAGAAACUUAAUGUUUAAUGUGUUUCCUGGUUUCACAGAGGUCCCGAGGUUGCAGAUUUUACAGUUUUGCCUCAUCUAAAUUAACUGGAUCUCCUUUUCCACUCUACUGAAAGCCACAAUGUCUCCUAAGGAGCAAAAUUCCUUUCAGUUUAGAUUCCAGUGCAGUUUUAAUCCUUUCUGUCUGAAAAUGACCCCCCCCCAUGCUCCAUGGUUGGCUUGUCGAUAUCCUUAUAUCUAUAUUUAUGUAUGUAUUAGUGACUGUGACAGUCCUAGCAAGUGGUGUAAAAAAUAUUCUUCUUAUGUGCAGCUGAAAUCCUUUUUCUCCCUCUCUCCUCUGUAAAUCCGUCACCUCUUAAAGACAAGCUCAGCACUCAGUAAAAUUUCCCCACAUCACUGUGGAGGUUACACUGGGAACACAUAAGGCUGCAUAUUCCCUCCAACUUCCAGCCUCCUGUCGGGAGAGUCAUACACCAAAACUUAAAAAAGCAUCCUUAAAUAUAGAGAGGCUCAAAAAAUAUCUUUGAUUAUUUUUUUGUUGAUUGCAAAUUGAGUUGUAUUUAUUUUGGGGUGGAUUGUAAAGCUCUUAAAAUGCAACCAUAAAGCAGAAGCUGCUCAUGUUUGUAUUAUCUUGCCACAUACAGUAUAGGUACUCAUGCUCCAGUGGCAAAGAAAAUACUCAGGAGUGUGUCGCUUCAAUUCAAUGGCGCAAUGCCUUUGAGCUAGUUGAGCUAGUCCAGGCAUGCAACACCAAUUUCACACUAGAUAUCGUCAAAGUCAUCCUUAUAAUCACCCGUCAUCCUCCUCAUUCUUGCAGUCUGUUUGAGCUUUAACCCCAGCCUCCACCUGCAGGCUUCAGCUCAGGGUUUAAAGACCCACUCUGAUGAUGUUGUUUUUAUUGUUGUCUACAUGUUCAUAUGGCAUUGUUCAUAUGGAAAAACAGGUGUGAAGUUGAAUUCCUGAGUAUUUUUGCAUUCAAAUCGCCGUGAAACUCUCACAGACCCAAACAGCAGGUUCAGACACAGUGAGAUUUUCUAUGUCACAAGUCCUAGCUCCUCCUGCAGAGCCCCACUAUGCAGGCCAGACUUGGAAAAUUGGAGGACAAUUGCGGAACAAGUGUGUGCGUUGACGGAUUGCUCGCAUGAAAGCUUUUUAUGAUAUUAGCUUUCAUCAUGCCCCCAAAGACAUUAGUGUCUUAGAGCUGAAUAGCUCCUAUGUUACCUGCUACUUCUACUACAACGGCAGUGUAAGGCUGCAAGUUAGCAUGACAAGGAGUGUGCAGAGCAGCGCUGUCUCCGCCCACGACUCAGAGGUGAAAUGCUGAUGAGCUACAGGAACUCUGCGGAAGAAAAGUCCUUGAAAAAAAAAGAGGUAAUGUGAUUUUGGCUAAAAACUUCAAAAUCACAAUUUAAAGACCACUGAGAACACUUUAAGUAGUUAAAAAAAAAAGCCAUUGGAGUGGGACUUUAAAUCAACUUCCUGAUUAAUUUAGCUCUUUUUGCAGAGAAAUAAAUCUGAGAUAAGGCCAAAGCCAAAAUAGCAAACACAAAUAAUCAUCUGCUGCAGAAGUUAACGUUUAAUUUCAGCUGUGUGCUGAUUAUGUACUUCCUGAUGUUGCAGAAUUUCCUCUGAAUUAAAAGUAUUGCUAAUAUAACGAUCAGCUGGUAGAGGAGAGAAAAUUAAGAGGGAAAUGCAGGGAUCAAUUAGAAAAUAAGGCUUUAGUUUGGGGCUAAAUGAGCGUAUGUUAGUGUACAUAACUUUUUACUCCAAGAAUGUGACCCAGAAACCAAACAGGGGGAGAGAGACAUAAACACAGGUCUAUUCACAGGCAUAAGGUGGGAUAUUACCUUCAGACAGUCAAACAACAGUUGUAUUUAGACUUUUAUUGGCUGCUGCUCGGCUGUCUGGUGGCCUUUAUUAGCUGGUAGAAAGACGGGGGUCUGUAGGGAAAAAAAAUGUGCAGCAUAAUGUAAUUUCUUUACAUGUAACUCAGUAAAAACAUGAUUUUUUCAAAAGAAAGCUCAAAACAUUUAAAAUUAGAUUUGUCUCAUCACAGUGGAGGCUUUAUUGAAUCAUCGAUUUUAUGCCGGUUGUUCUCCUGUGUCUCCUUCUCAGAGGCCUCAGGUGCAGAGCGGAGCUGCUCAGGGGCCAAAUUAAAGUUUGAGUCAUGUUCAGGUGAGACUGUUCAGGUCUGUGAAGCUGGCUGCUCAUAAAAGUUGACCUAAAUAUGAACAUUUUUACUGCAUAUUGAAGACCACUUCCACCAUGAGCAUUACGCAACCAGGCAGGUUUAAUUAUAUUUCAGCUGACCCAGAAGUUAAAAGGCUGUUAUUUUGCUGUUUUUGGAGGAAUUUCUGUAAAAGAAAACAGACUUGUUGUUGUGACUGCCCUGCUGAAAAAAAUGAUGGUCUGAUAUUUAGGUAGAGGUAGUCUAAAAAAAUGGUUAAUUGUCUAAACUUGGCAGCAAAAAGCUCUCGUCACAACUGAUUCACAUUGACUCUGCACAGACCUAAAACCCUAACAUUCACAUAUCCUAAAGGCUUACACUCAACAAAAGAGAUAUUUAUUUUUACUAUCCUAAUAUAACUAUCAGCGCUGCACCCACAACUGCAAAACGGAUGUUUUCUUUGAUGUAAAGCACCGACUUAGCAUCAUUAAAUCCUGUCUGAUACUGGUGAUUUUUCCUGAUUUUCUAAUGAUAGAUUAUGUUACACUGCAGUGCCUCAAGUGUAGCUGAACAUGUCUCUGUUGCUCUUGAAAGAUCUGAAGUGUUUCUGCUGCACUGUGAUUGUUUCGGUCAUAUCACAUCCAUCCCUCUAUCAGCUUAGCUCAUAAAGUGACUGUGUGGGAUUUCUAUGUUUUUAGAGGCAUGAUGGAAGGAGAGUAAGAUGUGCCAAUCAUAGACUUUAUAUACUAUGGACAACUCGGUUCCAUCUUCCACCAGUAUACAGAUUUCAAGCCAAAAAGAUUUCGGUAUUACCGUGAUUUUCCUCCAUUUCCUGAAACCAACAUUGCGCAGUAGCGUUGUACGCAUUCAAUGGGACAGUCGCCGAGAGUCACUGUGAUGACGCUCGGCUCAAACAGCAUAUUCCCCGGGUGAGCUCUGCAAUCUUUGUACACCAAUAGGCUGUAUCAAGUGUCAAUCAUAGGAAACAUGAACCCCCUAAUAACUUUUAAAAAUAGAGCUGCACAGAAAAAAAGUUUGACUUGAGCACAAACCAGUCUUACAGUAACUACAUGUCAACAUUGCAAGCAAGGGGGAAAAAUGUAUAUUCUAUUGAAUAAAUUUCUAAAGUUUGUCUACGGCUCCAUAAACUGUGCUGGCAUAGGCGGGAUUUAUGACCUUUACUGCAGCCCAUCACCAGAGGGUGCUGUUCUCACAGUGGCUUCACUCGGCGAGGAGGCAGACGGAGUCCGUUCUAUAUACAGUCUAUGCUUUCAAAUAAUGACAGCUUGGAUCAGUUCCAGUGGGAACAUGUUGCACUCACUUCUUCUGGACAUUUGCUUACCCAGUUUUUGUAGUUUGGAAAAUGAGGUGUUCUCUAGUCCUUGCCUGAUACACAAUCUGAGCUGCUGAACAAUUCAGGGUCUCCUUUCAUAUUUUUCCAAUUUCAUACUGUGAUUGGCCAAAUGUUUAGGCCAAUCAUGAUUUAAAUGAGAGGUAAACCUUUAAAAUACAACUUUUGUUGACAUUUUACACAAUGUCCCAUCACCAGCCCAUCUGCAGAGGGUGCUGUUCUUGGGGUGGCUUCAACCAGCGAGGAGGCAGACAGCGUUUAUUCUAUAUACAGUCUAUGGUGCCAACUCAACAUGAGAGCUGCACUGGAAACAAUUCAGUGGACCUCCUGUAAAUAAUGCACCUAUUCAACAGAGAUACAGAUGGAUAGAUUCUUUGUUGAUUCAGGGGGAAAUUUUAGAGCGUGGACACUUCUGUCAUUUCCUUCAAUUUAUUAAAUUCUUGUAGAAGCCUAAUGAUCAAUACUGAAUCCAAAUUAUGAGGUUCUUGCUAACUCCCGGGCCUAGUUUGUGUUGCAUGCAGCUUGUCCCACAGUGAACAGUGGUCUCUCUGAGUCUCACGCAGGAGUCUCGAAGUUACAGACAAGCUCAGCAGAAAGAUCCCAUCCAGGCGUUUCCCUCACAGGAUCUUAAAUGACACCGUCCAAAUGAAAACAGCCUCUCUGACGUCAGAGUCCACCUCAGAGCCCACACCUGAAGUGCUGAGACAUCGUAAGUCAGCCUCUCCAGCUCCGGCUAAUGUUCCCCCCCAUCAGCAGCCUGGAGGAAAGACGUAUUUAUGUAACUCAGUCGGCCACAAUGUGCUGUUUGUACGAGAAACUGCAGCCAAUUAGAAACAUGAUCCCACACUGCCAUAGGAGCCGAGGUGUGGAGAAGGUUUGAAUGAAAUCAAAAGAGCUUUCAGAGCUUCAGCUGCCACAGGAUGAUGUUUAGUCUGACACUUAAUCAUCUAAUGAGCUGCUCUCACUGUUUUCUGUCAUUUAUCUGCUGUUGCUGCUCAGAUUUUAUCCUGCAGAGUUUAAGACAAACACACAAAUUGAAGAUCAGUUUUUAAAGCUUAGAGAGCCAAACUUGUUUUUGUCAGCUCUCAAAGUAUAAAACUCUCUCUCUGCAGAUCUGUCGGUUGUUUUGUUUGAUUUUCCUCAUGGAGGAAACUCUGGGUUUGUUCUUCAGUCAGACUUUGCAGCACAGAUCUCUCCUCACUUUCACCUUCUUCUUUUCCCCCUCAGGUCUCCUAAAUCUCUGCUCUGCGUCGUUCCUGACGUCUCUGUGUUCACUGAAAGCUGGCGUUCCCUGCGUCGCAUCAUCACCGUACCGCUGUCUCUCAUCCGAUUGGACGGCCUGAUUUACCGGACACACUUCAGCUUCACCUUCUCCCCCGAGCUGCAGCCGCCGCUGUCCGUUCGAGGAGCGACAGGGGGAGGGCAGAGAGACGGAGGGAUGGAGGGAGGACAGGACGAUGAUAUGCUGUUAGAGACCAUCCACCAGGAGUUCACCCGAGCCAACUUCCACCUCUUCAUGCAGACCUAAGCCACAGCUGAGGGAGUGUGAUGAUCUGCAGGAGAUCACUGCAGGGAGCUGACUUUUGGCUCUGAACUGAAGCUGGUUUUAAAGCUGCUCUGUUCAGUGAGGUGUGAGCAGAUCUGACUCAUUUUGGAUCAAACUGUGCUUUAAUUGUUCCUUUCAAAUGGGAUCAUGUUUAUUCAAACAGAAGAGUCUGUAAAUAUGCUGCAUAGAUUCAACUGUCUACAGUAUAAACAACAGGAUGCAUCAUAUUUUCUGCAGAGAAGUCUAUUUUUAUCAAUCACAAUAGUAAAGAUUUAAAGUUUAGCUCUGCUUCUCUGAGUUUUGUAAAGGUGAUAUUUAGGUGUGCAAGUGUAUUACAAACCCCAAUUCUAAUGAGAUGUGUAAAACAUGAAUAAAAACAGAAUACAGUAA
Messenger RNA from Xyrichtys novacula (pearly razorfish), 30335 nucleotides. The record is from the annotation of a GenBank genome assembly. NCBI's taxonomy places the organism in Eukaryota, Metazoa, Chordata, Actinopteri, Labriformes, Labridae.